Molecule: messenger RNA, 935 nt
Organism: Camelina sativa (false flax)
Lineage: Eukaryota; Viridiplantae; Streptophyta; Magnoliopsida; Brassicales; Brassicaceae
Product: peptidyl-prolyl cis-trans isomerase FKBP20-1
Biological process (GO): protein peptidyl-prolyl isomerization
Cellular component (GO): cytoplasm
Molecular function (GO): peptidyl-prolyl cis-trans isomerase activity
Source: RefSeq, a predicted model, not a curated record
CACCGAAUAUGAUUUUUACCGGUCCCCAGAGAACAACACGUGACGUCAACAGCAUCAGAUUAGAGAAGACGAUUCUCAGGAAAACAAUUCUCUCGACUCAUUUGGACAGUCUAUGGCCGCCGAUCUCCUCUACUCCACUCUCGCUUCUUCCUUUUUGUUAUUCGAUCAGAGACUAUUCAUAUUUAUACGAAUCAGGUGUCUUUGAACUAUUAAAAAGCUAUGGGUGAUGCAAUUGAUUUGACUGGAGAUGGUGGUGUCUUAAAAGAGGUUGUUAGGAGAGCCAAACCUGAUGCUAUUUCACCUUCUGAUGAUCUCCCUGUUGUCGAUGUUCACUAUGAGGGUAUAUUGGCUGAAGACGAAAAGGUCUUUGACACUACACGGGAAGACAAUCUUGUUUUCUCUUUUGAGUUAGGAACAGGCAGUGUUAUCCGUUCUUGGGACAUUGCACUUAAAACCAUGAAGGUUGGAGAAGUUGCAAAAAUCACAUGUAAGCCAGAAUAUGCUUACGGAAGAGCAGGGUCUCCUCCUGAUAUCCCACCUGAUGCAACUUUGAUUUUCGAAGUGGAAUUGGUUGCUUGUAGACCGAGGAAAGGUGCUAGUGUUGGCAGUGUUUCUGAGGAGAGAGCCAGACUAGAAGAUCUUAAGAAGCAGAGGGAGAUUGCUGCUGCUGCUAAAGAGGAUGAUAAGAAAAAGAGAGAAGAAGCCAAAGCUGCUGCAGCUGCUAGGAUUCAAGCUAAGCUAGACGCUAAGAAAGGUCAAGGGAAAGGAAAAGGCAAAGGCAAAGCUAAAUAAUGUAAUAGCCAAAAAAGGGACCAGUGACUGUAUCUCUUGGAUACCAUUUUGUAUUUUAGCUUUGAAUUUUAUCAGACUGUUUUAAAAAGCAGAGUCAUCAAUCAUCAUAUUGAUUAUUGACCAUUACAUGGUUUGGGGCUUAA